Molecule: messenger RNA, 2640 nt
Organism: Colletotrichum lupini
Lineage: Eukaryota; Fungi; Ascomycota; Sordariomycetes; Glomerellales; Glomerellaceae
Exons: 13
Coding region: 1-2640 (879 amino acids)
Source: RefSeq, a predicted model, not a curated record
AUGACCCUCCCCAAGACGAGCAUCACAGGCAGUACCACUUCUUCUCAGUUACCAGGUAGGUGUAUUCGUGCGGAUAUACGGACAGCAUUCUGCGGUUGCCCAAGCUCUCGACUGUCUUUGCCUCCAGUUGUAUCUAUCCAUCUGUCCUGGCGAGAGACGGACAAGUCAGUUCUUCUCUGCUGGUUCUUUCGGCUUGUGACGACGCUGGGCCUCUUCGUGCCGGUCAGUCAUGUCAGUGUGUUCCAUCCCAAGCAAUGUCAGGGUGUCAGGGGUUCUGAACGACUCUUUGCGGCGGUAUCUCGGUACGUAGCCGAAUGUACAGACGCAAGACUCCACGAGACCACAGAACCAGAACGGAGAGAGCGCGGAACAGUAAUACCAGCACCCAGCAGCGCAGCCAUCAAGCGCAAGACGGCAAGGCAGUCACGGGUGCGCAAGAGACCUUCUGGGACGGUCAACGACACAGGGAUACGUACAAAGGGCACUCCAAGGGCCCAAGGGAAGGGGGUUGACGAGGUCCAGAAACUUGUCGUUCGGGGAAGUUCGGUACACUGCCUGGACGGGGCAAGUCGUGGUGGCUUCCCCCCCGGAGUUCGAGAGGGGGUCCAGGAACGUGAGCUCCCAAAGGGGCAUCAUAGGGCAAUUGCGCUGAACUCCAUACGGCAACCCAACGCGCAAUUUUGGGAGCGCGGCCGUUUUGGGCAGUACUUCAGUCCGUUGAGGCGGCGAACGUCGACGGUCAGCUGUCCGCUCUUCCCCCUCUCCGUUCCAUCCCUCCACGUCUUCCAACUUCAGGAACGAAAACUUUCAAUUGAGACCUGGGGCCUGGCCCAGCUCAGUCCGUUGGGCUCCACGUUCAGCUCCACGGACGCCUCGCCCACGGGACCGUUUGGGCCCAUUAGAUUGCCGCAUUGCGUCCCGUCCGUCCGUCGGUUGUUUUGUCACCGUCAGCACCUCGGCCAAUCCAGACCAAGCUACUCCGUAUGGAACAUGCCAAUUCAGUCUCCAUAUCGCGUCUCCGUCACGGUUCUGGAUCUUUGGGGGGCACAGAAUCUUCGUACGUACGUUCAAGAGAAAAACGGAGACUCUCCCUGUGCGGAAUACGGGGUUUCUGUCACCAAUUCUCAGUGGCUAAGUCGUCUGGCCGAAUAUGCGCCGCGCCUCAUCUCCACGUUUUCCAUCCAAAAGUCUCCAUCGGCCUCGUCUCGACCUCCAAAGACUCCUCCACAGGCAAAGGCUCCUCCGCAGAGUCCACACCUCUACCCCCGUCCGGUCCUCCGUCGCGCUUUUUCCGUCAACCGUCAUUCGGUACCUGGCCGAAACACCCGUACACUGCCCAAAGAGGAUAAGCCAGAGAUCUGCUACCCAAAGAGGCCUGGCGUACCUCCUCGAUCUACCGUCCUGCCGGCACUGUUCCCCUUCUGGCACCCUCACAGACCGCGACGGCCUAGAACGAAUGCAGCCUCGACAGCUCGCUGCCAUUUACAGCGAUUUCCGUCUGGUCACUGGUCACGAGCCGCCGUGCCUCUUCCCGCCGAAACGGAUCGCCGUCCAGCUCGAACCGUGAAGGCAACGUCCAUCAACGCCCUGUCCCUGUCGGUCCCUGUCCAGCUGCUCACCUGCCCUGCGGCCUCGCUGCUCUUCUCCGAACCUAGGGAGCCACUGGAGGGGAAAAAGACUUCUGAGAACGGCACAACGGAGGUGACAACGCACAACGAGACCACCAGAAGAAACGCUCGACUCGACUGGUUCGCCUGGUUCUCUCUGCUGUGCCCGUUGCUCAACCCUUCCGUCGGGACGACCGCCAAUCGCUUCCCCGGAAACCCCCCUUUGAGUAUUGACGUUCACUCUACGAAUACUGGGGUCAAACAGAUGCCCUGGUUCCGAACGUUCCAAUUUCCCCAGCAUUCGGUCCCGUCCCUGAUGUCUGGAUCGCGAGUCGCAGGUGCCGCUGCAAAUACACCCCUCUUCCGCUUCGAGCAUUUCCAAACCUACGGAUACCACAGCCGCGAGGUCCCUCGGGACGAAAUCCGGCCUGCUACGCGGAAGGAUAGGUUUAGGCGCAAGAUUGAAGGGAGAACAUCUUUCGGCAACUCGCAGUGCCCUGAGCUGGCACCAAAGCAGCUUGCUUGGGCCCGGACUCGCGACGGCGACAAGGUCAAUUCGUCGUCGCCAAAUUUGGUUGCGGACGAAUCGGCGGCGGCCCGUCAUCAACAAAUCCUGCCGCUUGUCGCCUGUCUGCCGCCUGCCCGCUGCCCGCCCACGAAGCUCAGCCCUCGUGAGGCCAGCAACUUGGAACCUGGUAUCGAUGAUGAACUCAACCGCCCUGCUUGCUCAUCGCCUCAUUACCUACCCCGCGGGGGUCGGGGGCAGCAAGAGGCAGAUGGGCGCUUUGUGGGCUCUCCCACGCCCCGGAAUGAGUUGUUCUUCCUGCUCACGAGAGACACUCAUGCCAACUCAGAGGUCAGAAAGAACAAGGCCAAGACGUAUGCAGUCGGUGCUUUCUGGUUCCUGAACCAGGCGAGACAUUCGUUCCCAAACUCUCAAGCCCCGGCAUGGGUCAACUGGUCACCAGGCCCCAAAAAGUGCCUCGUCACAGCACCUGGGGGAACUUUGGAGAGGCUGCAAUUGGACCCUUGA